This is a messenger RNA of Drosophila obscura, 606 nucleotides long. Its product is annotated as neuropeptide F. The transcript has 2 exons. The record is from RefSeq and is a predicted model, not a curated record. NCBI's taxonomy places the organism in Eukaryota, Metazoa, Arthropoda, Insecta, Diptera, Drosophilidae. Bases 35 to 352 code for a protein of 105 amino acids.
CUUCUCCUCUACGUUUCUCCAGCCAGCUUGCAUCAUGUCCAAUACAAUGCGUUGCAUUCUGAUUGUCUGCGUGGCACUUGCACUGAUCGCCGCCAGCUGCAAUGUGGAGGCAUCCAACUCGAGGCCACCACGCAAGAAUGACGUCAACACCAUGGCGGAUGCGUACAAGUUUCUGCAAGAUCUGGACACAUACUAUGGGGACAGGGCACGCGUCAGGUUCGGCAAGCGGGGCGGUCCACUGAUGGAAAUGCUCCGCAAUCGGGAGCUGGAAAACAAUAUGGUCAAAAAUAUCAACAGCGGCGGGGAGUUGGUAAGCAAAAUCCGUGCCCUGGAUGAGGAGGAGGUGUUCUAAGCCCCGAAUUCCGUGGACCGUGACGACCAUUAAAACUCAUUUAUUUGUUGUUAAUCAGUUGGUUAUUUUUUUGUCGGGGCAAUAGUUUAACGUGUUGAGAAAUAAGAUGUAGUUGCAGCUGCACACUAAAUACUUACGGAUAGAUAUAUCUUCCAUCAAUUCUGGAUGUUAGUUCAAUAAAUGACACAUGUGAAAUAAUCGUAAUAUUCGCCUAAUUGAUCGGAAACAAUCGAAAUAUAAACUACAACGAUUAA